Molecule: messenger RNA, 834 nt
Organism: Striga asiatica
Lineage: Eukaryota; Viridiplantae; Streptophyta; Magnoliopsida; Lamiales; Orobanchaceae
Source: the annotation of a GenBank genome assembly
AUCUCACUUGCACAGAAGUUCAUGGUAGUCUUCUGGACAUCAAGCUCAGCCAAUCCUCGCAGUGUUGCCUUCCUCACAUCGACAGCAAACAUCAUUGCCAACUUGUCCAUGUUCCUGGGUCUGGAUGGGAUAUCCCAACGGAAGUUCCUUCCACGUUCCUGUGGUCUUGCUGCUCAGCAUAGCCAUGAGAUCAGAAAGACAUGGGUCACCAGCCUCCAAGUUGAUGUCUUUCACGUCAACUACACAGUCACAGCGCCAGCCCUCCGACGAACCAACCGGUAUUGCCAUGUUCCAUGUUGUGGACUUCCAGCCAUCACGCUUGAGCUGGGUCAGCAUAGGAAACAGGGGUGGCAUUCAGCUCUUCUGGACUUCCAACCAUUCCAACUCAACAUACUUGAUCGAGUCUUUGUUCCGGCUGACAGUUACGUCCCGCAAAUAGCCGGGGUUACCUCUGAGGAGGCGAUCCCAGUUUGCCCUUGCCGGCUCCGGCAGCGGGACAUCCUGGAGCUGUGGGCAUUGUCUGAGCACGUCGCAAAAGAAGAUGCCGCGCCAAAGGUCCACCCAAGCCACCGUGCCAUGCGCACCGCCAAUGGUGAUGCACUUCGCCGUCUCGUGGUACAGCCUGUCGACUGCCCGAGAUCCACCCUUCGGAACCUGAGGAUGAUCUGUACAGAGGAGGUCGAACUCCCAGCUAAUGAGCUUGCGGCCAUUUUACAGGGGGGGCCUAAAAGCGAGAGCAGCGACGGCAAACCAAGCGCCGUCCUCGCGGCUAAUGAGGGCGGUUGCGGCGGCGUCGAGCGCCCCGAGGUGCGGGGGGUUCGGUACCAGAUCUAG